Microstroma glucosiphilum is the source of this 1523-nucleotide messenger RNA. RefSeq lists its product as hypothetical. NCBI's taxonomy places the organism in Eukaryota, Fungi, Basidiomycota, Exobasidiomycetes, Microstromatales, Microstromataceae. Gene Ontology annotation, cellular component: RNA polymerase II transcription regulator complex. Bases 306 to 1415 code for a protein of 369 amino acids. The record is from RefSeq and is a predicted model, not a curated record. Gene Ontology annotation, molecular function: DNA-binding transcription activator activity, RNA polymerase II-specific; transcription cis-regulatory region binding. The transcript has a single exon.
AAGCUUAGCUAAGCACCACGAUUAGACUAAGUGGGCCCUCGCUUCCUUUCCCACUCCCUCCUCCCGUUACCACUACUCUGGUACCUCACUCCCAUCGACCUGGCAGCGGCAUUCCUUUUAAGGCUGUCCUGAUACGCAUCUCGCUACUGUACUAGUACACAUCGUAAAGAAACACGCUUCUCCAGCUGCGUUCAUCCUCGGCCUAGCUUGGCAUUUCUAUCAACCCGGGCGCCCCCACCCCCGCAUUCGCGUCUGGCUCUCGCCAUCACUCGUCUCUCCUCUUGACAAAGACCGACGCGAGUGCAAUGGAUGCCGUCAUGCAGCUGGCCAGAGAGGCUAGCAACCAUCAAUAUCUCCCCGCUGCAGAACAGUCGGGCUCUUCGAAUGGGCAACAGAACAGCAGUGGUCACGGAGAGGGAGAUCAAGGACACGAGCAGCAGGGCACCUCGACAACGGCAGAGGAGCCUGCAAGCGGAGCUAGUGGCGGAGGCAGUGGCACUGGUAGGGGUCGAAGGAAGGCUGCACCUUCUAAUGCGUAUGCCAGAGGUGGACGAAAGCGCAAGCUGUCGAACAGGACCCCGCCGGCUGCAGCCACGCAGGACGAAAGGGAGCAGCUAGCCACUCGAGAGGAACAAGCGGCCGACGAGCAGGCUUAUCAUCACGAUGCUUCCACUGCUGCUGCCUGGAUGCAGGACCGUCUAGAGGGCCAGCAGCAGGAGCAACACCAGUACGACUCGUAUGGCUACCCCGAGAACAUGGCUGGUCCCUCUGAUCUUGCAGCAGCCACUGCAGCCGCGGCGGCGGCAGCUGCUGCCGCCACUGCCAACAACCACCGUCUACCCCUGCCCGAAGACGGCGCCGAAGAGGAUCAACUACAGCAGCAGCAGCAACAACAGCAACAGCUCGAGGGCAGUCCUCCAUCUCAAUCCGCCUCUCCUUCCAACCGCCCCCUCUCUUCCACGAAGCGCGCCGCUCAGAAUCGAGCCGCCCAACGCGCCUUUAGGGAGAGGAGGGACAAGCACGUCAAGGAGCUCGAGACUACAGCUGCGCAAUUCGCCCAGAUACAGGCAGACUAUGCUACACUGCAGGGCAGGUAUGCCGAGGCGAUUGCGCUCAUUGAUCAUCUCAGGAGGGAGAAUGAGGAGUUGAGGGGAGGAGAAGCUGUGGAGGAAGGGCAGGGACAGCAGGGAGGGUAUGCUCAUGCUCCUGCUCAUCCUGAAGAAGGUGAUGUCGAGGGACCAAGGGCAGAGAAUCCCACAGAGGGGCUGGAAGCUGUUGCGAGCGCAGCGGCAGGAGCCGCGAGACUGGCCGCUGCUAGCGAGCUUCGUCAGCAGGAAGCACAAGGCCGUGAAGAACACGAAGGGGGACAAGCCUCAGCUGAGAGGGAGCAGGAAGCUUUCACUGGUGCUUCCUAGUUGAGGCUAAGGCCAAGAGGCGAAAGGCCAGGAGGGCAGCCCUGAGCUCUACCGUUGUACCACAAUAAUCCGACGUCGCGUCUCCUGUACUGCAUACCCGCUUUCCUC